UUUGGCGCUGGGAAAACACGCGUCGCGGUCGUGCUAUUACGAUUACGAUUGCGACAUCGACCGUCAUGUUGCCACCACUCAGAUGUCCCCCCGCCGAGGUCUCGCUGGUCCCGGUUCACAGGAGCAGCGCUGGCCUUUGAGGAGACUGGACACGUGACACGCCUGUUGAUCUAGAAGCAAAGUAAGAGCUCCCUUUUUGUCAUUUUGACACAGUCGUUUGUGUCUUAGCGUGUCCGAGUGCACCACCUGCCUAAAAGAUUAGACGCCGGCGUCAUGGAGAAUCUGAGGCGGAAGGUGGAGGUCAUGUCGCAGUCAAUAUGCCCGAGUUCACGGGCCCCAUCUGAGGAGGAUUCCAAGGCCCAGAAUAAUGGGAAAGAAGAGAAGAUCCACUUGAGGAGAGAAAUCUCCCUUUUGAACGGGAUCUGCCUGAUCGUGGGGAACAUGAUCGGCUCUGGAAUCUUCGUCUCCCCGAAGGGGGUGCUCAUGCACAGUUCCUCCUACGGGCUGUCUUUGGUCAUUUGGGCCGUCGGGGGCGUAUUCUCCGUGUUUGGCGCUUUGUGCUACGCGGAGCUCGGCACCACCAUCCCCAUGUCCGGAGCCAGCUACGCCUACAUCCUGGAGUCGUUUGGAGGCUUCCUCGCCUUCAUCCGUCUGUGGACGUCCAUCCUGCUGAUCGAGCCGGCCAGCCAGGCUGUGAUUUCGCUGACCUUCGCCAACUACCUGGUGGAGGCUUUCUACCCCACCUGCCAGCCGCCGUACGACGCCGUCCGACUUAUCGCUGCAGCCUGUCUCUGUUUGCUCAUCUUUAUUAACUGUGCCUGCGUGAAGUGGGGGACGCGGGUGCAGGACAUAUUCACUUACGCCAAACUCAUGUCGCUCUGCCUCAUCAUCAUCGUAGGAAUACUGAAGAUAACAUCUGGAGAAUCAAAGAGCUUUGAUAGUCCGUUCGAGGGAUCCAACACAGAUCCCGGAGCCAUUGCUUUGGCCCUCUACUCGGCUCUGUUCUCCUACUCCGGCUGGGACACACUCAACUUUGUCACCGAAGAGAUUCAGAAUCCAGAGAGGAACUUGCCCCUGGCCAUUGCAAUCUCCAUGCCCAUCGUUACCAUCGUCUACCUGCUGACCAACGCUGCGUACUACGUGGUUUUGGACAUGGCGUCCCUGCUGGCCAGUGACGCCGUUGCUGUGACGUUUGGCAACGCGGCCCUCGGGCCGUUCAAGUGGAUCAUCCCCGUUUCAGUGGCCAUGUCGUGCUACGGAGGACUCAAUGCUUCUAUCAUUUCCGCCUCACGGCUGUUUUUCGUUGGCGCCAGAGAGGGCCACCUCCCCAACAGUCUGAGUCUGAUCCACACGCAGCGCUACACACCCAUACCUGCACUGCUCUUCAACGGGUUGAUGGGUCUGAUCUUCCUGUGUGUGGAGGACGUGUUCCAGCUCAUCAACUACUUCAGCUUCAGCUACUGGCUCUACGUGGGUCUGUCGGUGGCCGGCCUCAUCUACCUGCGCAUCACUCAGCCGGACAGACACAGGCCGGUGAAGUUGAGUUUGUUCUUCCCCUUUAUCUACUGUCUGUGUAGCCUGUUCUUAGUCAUCGUUCCUCUGUACGGAGACACCAUCAACUCCCUCAUAGGAAUCGCGAUUGCGCUGUCCGGGGUGCCCGUCUACUAUGUGGCCAUCUACCUGCCCGAUGAGAGGAGGCCAAAAUUCCUACGCAAGUUAAACGACUUUGCCACCAGAUCGACCCAGGUGCUGCUCUGCUGCUGUCUGACUGAAUUUGACACCGAGACAGAAGCAGGCGGUAAAACGCAGUGAGCUGCAGACGAUGCAUUGCUCUCUGGCCGUCUUUCUGCAGGAGGACUCAGUUUUUGACCGAAUGUCAAUGUGCAUUGCGCUCACAAACCCGGGAGGGCUUUGCAGGGACGGAGUGACGUGGCGCGGGCUCGCAACGUUUGUGAGGAUUACUUCUCCCAGGUCAAUGUUAAAAGAGGCCUGACAUCGCAAAUUACUCAUUACCAAGGAGAAACUGUGACUUUCUUGUGAAUAUGCGAUGCCCUUUGACGUCAGGGGAUUUCAUCCACCAACCGAACACUUUUUUUAUUUUUUGCACUUGUGUAUGAAGAAGUUUGAAAUAAAAGCUAAUUGUACUUAUAAUGGCCCUUAUCUAUAGCAAGCUGUAAAUCGGCUUAUUUGAUGAAGUUGCACUUUCUUGUUUCUUGUUAAUUUGGGUUUGAAUCCUUAUGGUUGAAAUGCACUUAUUGUAAGUCGCUUUGCACAAAAGCAUCAGCUAAAUGACAUGUAAUGUAACGUAAUGUAAUUACACAAAUGUGAAGACUAUGAAAUUGUUCAUUUCAACCAA
Gasterosteus aculeatus aculeatus (three-spined stickleback) is the source of this 2356-nucleotide messenger RNA. RefSeq names its product Y+L amino acid transporter 2. NCBI's taxonomy places the organism in Eukaryota, Metazoa, Chordata, Actinopteri, Perciformes, Gasterosteidae. Gene Ontology annotation, molecular function: L-amino acid transmembrane transporter activity. The record is from RefSeq and is a predicted model, not a curated record. Gene Ontology annotation, cellular component: membrane. Gene Ontology annotation, biological process: amino acid transmembrane transport.